UGCACAAAUCUGAAAUGCUAAAACUCCCGCCAAAACCUCCAUUGCUUCUUGAGACUCAAUUAAGCGAAGUCCGAAUCCUGGUUGCUAGACAGAGUGACGAGCAAGAUGAGUGGGCAAAUCAGGAAGAAGAUUCAGAAGAAGUUCAAGAUCAGAGGUUACAGUCUCAAGGUUGACGCUCUCGACGAGAUACUCUCUUUUGUCAAUCAGUUCCCCGACGCCGAGGAAGAGGCCAUCGAUCUCCUACUCGACAAUCUCCAACUCGAAACUCUCAAAUCUUCUGUGAUAGAUAAGGAGCCCAUCAAACGUGUUGUUAGCUUGUUGCUAGAAGCUGAUGGAGCCACUGUUGAUGAAAGCCCUGGGCCUGCUUCUUCCCGUUCGGCCAUUCGCGUAACUGAUGCCUUUUUGGUGCCUAAAUUUCGAUAUGAUCUCGUUAAGAAGCAGUUUUAUGAAUAUACAGGCAGGCUUCCUGUUCAUGGAGAGGCAUCUUCAAAAGCAGCUGUGUACAAGGACAGGUUUCUUUUGCUAUUUCAGAGGGUCUCUCGUGAUGAGCAUUUUUCUAGACCUGCUUUUGAUACUGAAUUAUCACAUUUUGGGAGCUGCGAGAUAUCACCAAUUCAAUCUCUGGUUAUUCAUAAAGGAAGAAGGUGGGUCAUGGGCUUGAUAUCCCAGCUGGAAGAUGGGCACUUCUACUUGGAAGACCUUACAGCUUCAGUAGAAGUCGAUUUGUCUAAAGCAAAAAUAACAACAGGAUUAUUCACCGAGAAUACUAUAGUUGUGGCAGAAGGUGAAAUGCAGUCAGAUGGCAUUUUUCAGGUAAUUACAUGUGGUUUUCCUCCCCUAGAGGACAGAGAUAAAUCACUCAAGUCACAUGCUGGACUGGACUUCUUCGGUGGUGGUGCACUAACAAAAGAAGAGACACUUAGACUUGCAGAUUUAGAAAGGAGAGCAGUGAAUGACAUGUUUGUUAUUAUCUCUGAUAUCUGGUUGGACAAUGAUGAGGUUAUGGGGAAGCUGGCAACAAUCCUUGAUGGUUUUGAGAACGUGGAGGUUGUUCCUUCGUUGUUUGUCUUCAUGGGGAAUUUUUGUUCUCACCCAUGUAACCUAGCCUUUAAUUCUUAUUCAAGCCUUAGAUUGCAGUUUGGCAAGCUAGGGAAAAUGAUUGAAGCCCAUCCGAGAAUAAAAGAGCACAGUCGAUUUCUGUUGAUUCCAGGUCCUGAUGAUGCAGGUCCAUCAACAGUUAUACCCAGGUGUGCCUUACCAAAAUAUCUAACUGAAGAGCUUAGCAACACUGUUCCUAAUGCCAUUUUUUCAAGUAAUCCUUGCAGAGUCAAGUUCUACACCCAAGAAAUUGUAUUUUUUCGCCAGGAUCUGCUUUAUAGGAUGCGUCGUUCCUGCUUGAUAACCCCUUCAACAGAAGAAACUGAAGAUCCUUUCGAGCAUCUUGUUGCUACCUUAACUCAUCAAAGUCAUCUCUGCCCUCUCCCUCUUAUGGUACAACCUAUUAUCUGGAAUUACGACCACUCUCUCCAUCUCUAUCCAACCCCUAAUACGAUAGUAUUAGGUGACAAAAGCGAGCAGAAGGCAUUCAAAUACACAGGAAUAACUUGCUUCAAUCCAGGUUCGUUUUCAUCUGACAGCACCUUUGUAGCGUACCGCCCUUGCACGCAGGAAAGUCGAGCUUUCCGCCUUGUGAUUAUCAUUUAGAAGUCAGUUCGAAUGCCACAUCCUUUAGUCGUUAUCACUCGACAAAAGUUGUUGUAUCUUAAGCAUCCUAGUGUGAAAUUCUUUACUCGAAUUAAUAUAUUCAUUUAGUAGUCUUGCAUUUUUGGCCGGCUACAUUUUCA
Molecule: messenger RNA, 1844 nt
Organism: Carica papaya (papaya)
Lineage: Eukaryota; Viridiplantae; Streptophyta; Magnoliopsida; Brassicales; Caricaceae
Gene: DPB2
Product: DNA polymerase epsilon subunit B2
Biological process (GO): error-prone translesion synthesis; DNA-templated DNA replication
Cellular component (GO): epsilon DNA polymerase complex
Molecular function (GO): DNA binding
Source: RefSeq, a predicted model, not a curated record